AUGUUUCCACCCCGUCGCCUGCCCCUCCACGUGUUCAUGUUUCCACCCCGUCGCCUGCCCCUCCACGUGAUCAUGUUUCCACCCCGUCCCCUGCCCCUCCACGUAUUCAUGUUUCCACCCCGUCCCCUGCCCCUCCACGUGUUCAUGUUUCCACCCCGUCGCCUGCCCCUCCACGUGUUCAUGUUUCCACCCCGUCGCCUGCCCCUCCACGUGUUCAUGUUUUCACCCCGUUGCCUGCCCCUCCACGUGUUCAUGUUUCCACCCCGUCGCCUGCCCCUCCACGUGUUCAUGUUUCCACCCCGUCGCCUGCCCCUCCACGUGAUCAUGUUUCCACCCCGUCCCCUGGCCCUCCACGUGUUCAUAUUUCCACCCCGUCGCCUGCCCCUCCACGUGUUCAUGUUUCCACCCCGUCGCCUGCCCUCCACGUGUUCAUGUUUCCACCCGUAG
Messenger RNA from Eriocheir sinensis (Chinese mitten crab), 447 nucleotides. RefSeq lists its product as uncharacterized. The record is from RefSeq and is a predicted model, not a curated record. Bases 1 to 447 code for a protein of 148 amino acids. NCBI's taxonomy places the organism in Eukaryota, Metazoa, Arthropoda, Malacostraca, Decapoda, Varunidae. The transcript has a single exon.